Messenger RNA from Rubroshorea leprosula, 1597 nucleotides. NCBI's taxonomy places the organism in Eukaryota, Viridiplantae, Streptophyta, Magnoliopsida, Malvales, Dipterocarpaceae. The record is from the annotation of a GenBank genome assembly.
UCUAUCCUUUUCCUCUGUCAUCAUUUUGGUUUUUUACUGUCAAUUGUCCAUUUGACAUACAUUUCACAACUCCCUCCCUCACUCCCAUCACCAUUAUUUUCAACCCCUUUAGUUUCCUUCUCUCUACCCCUAUUGGUGGACGAGGGAAAGGUGUUUUGGUGUAGAACAAAGUAUCCCAAGUAUACAAGAUGGAGAUAACUAAUGUUUCUGAGUAUGAGGCCAUAGCAAAGGAGAAGCUGCCCAAGAUGAUUUUUGACUACUAUGCUUCAGGUGCAGAGGAUCAGUGGACUCUUAAGGAGAAUCGAAAUGCAUUCUCUAGGAUUUUGUUCCGUCCUCGCAUUCUCAUUGAUGUAAGCAAGAUUGACAUGACUACAACUGUAUUGGGAUUCAAGAUUUCAAUGCCAAUUAUGAUUGCCCCAACAGCCAUGCAAAAAAUGGCUCACCCUGAAGGGGAGUGUGCAACUGCAAGGGCAGCUUCAGCUGCAGGAACAAUAAUGACACUAUCCUCAUGGACUACUUCCAGUGUUGAGGAAGUUGCUUCAACAGGACCUGGCAUUCGGUUUUUCCAGCUCUAUGUGUACAAAGACAGGAAUGUGGUUGUACAGCUCGUACGGAGAGCAGAAAGGGCAGGUUUCAAGGCAAUUGUCCUUACUGUGGAUACUCCAAGGCUAGGUCGCAGAGAGGCUGAUAUCAAAAACAGAUUUACCCUGCCACCAUAUUUGACUCUGAAGAACUUUGAGGGCUUGGAUCUUGGCAAAAUGGAUAGGAUCAAUGACCCUGGACUGGCUUCAUAUGCUGCUAGCCAAAAUGACCAAUCACUUAGCUGGAAAGAUGUGAAGUGGCUUCAGACAAUCACCUCAUUGCCAAUUCUAGUGAAGGGUGUCAUUACUGCUGAGGAUGCAAGGCUAGCCAUCCAAGCUGGAGCUGCAGGAAUCAUUGUGUCCAACCAUGGAGCUCGCCAGCUUGAUUAUGUGCCGGCAACUAUUAUGGCUUUGGAAGAGGUUGUUAAAGCAGCGCAAGGCAGAGUUCCUGUUUUCCUUGAUGGUGGUGUUCGGCGUGGAACAGAUGUCUUCAAGGCAUUAGCUUUGGGAGCAUCUGGAAUAUUUAUUGGCAGGCCUGUAGUGUUCUCAUUAGCUGCUGAAGGCGAGGCUGGUGUUAGGAAAGUUCUGCAGAUGCUUCGCGAUGAAUUCGAGCUUACCAUGGCAUUAAGUGGAUGCCGCUCCCUUAAGGAGAUUACUCGUAACCACAUUGUGACUGAUUGGGAUCCUCCUCGUGCUGCAGGUGCCUUAGCCAGGUUAUAAGGCAGGUUUUAUUCCCUUUUAUUAGAAAAUGAAAAAACCUUUCAACAGACUAUCUGCUACUAGAAUAACCACCAUGGUCUGUGUAUCAAUAUUUGGAAUAAUUUAGGUCAUGUAAUGACAAGGAAUUCUAUUUUUCAUUUACGGCUGCUCUUUUAACUUGUGUCUUGUAUUUAGCUACACUUCGUUAUUAAUCUUGGUUUGCGUAAAAGAGAGCUUAAAUGCUCCAAUCUCCAUUAGUACCACUUGUUUUGGGCACCGUGUUUAUGGGAUUCAGUUAAUAAAACAUGUUUUAUCCC